Messenger RNA from Prosopis cineraria, 1583 nucleotides. RefSeq lists its product as uncharacterized. The record is from RefSeq and is a predicted model, not a curated record. The transcript has 7 exons. Lineage: Eukaryota; Viridiplantae; Streptophyta; Magnoliopsida; Fabales; Fabaceae. The coding region runs from base 101 to 1282 and encodes 393 amino acids.
GUUGAAUGGUCCUAAGGCACAGUGUGUCCCGCCAUUGAAGCCCGAGUUUAGCUUCACCUACAGCUUCUUCCUCCUUCUCUUGCUCUUUCAACCUACCUCAAUGACUGCCUUCUCGCUCGCUUCCUUCACUUUACCAUCGCCAUGCCUUCUUCUUCGUUCUCGUUCCUCUGUUCCAUUCACUCGCAACCAUUUGCAGGCUUCAGUGAUGCGAAAUUGGAAAGUUGGAGCGUUUUCUUUCAAUGGCAGUGAGAGGAAAAAAUUGGUGUCUGCAGUCGAUCAAGAUGGUCUGACAGAUAUUCUGAGAACUGCAAAUCCUUACAAAGUUAAGGAAGAUGAAGAUAAGGCAGAGCUUGAAGCUCUGUUGCAAAACGGUAGUUGUGUAAAAGAAGCAUGGUCUCAAUUUGCCCAGAGAGUCUCUGGUGAAUGGGAUGGAUUUGGAGCAGACUUCUCUAAUGAAGGGAAGGCUAUGGAAUUACCAGAUUUGGUAGUCCCUGAAGCAUUUCGGGAGUGGGAGGUUAAGUUAUUUGACUGGCAAACUCAAUGUCCCACUCUUGCUGAAUCAGAGGAGAACAUUCUUAUGUACAAGAACAUUCUGUUGGUUCCUACUGUUGGUUGUGAGGCCGAUGCAGCCACAAGAUACAAGGUGGAUCAAAGGCAAGUGGGAGGAGUAAAUGGUGGGGUUACUGCCUUUGCUUAUCAAUCCAGUGGAUCUUAUGUUGCUGUCUGGCAGAAAGAGGAUGAACUUUUGGAGCUGGAAUACUGCUUGAUCAAUCCUCAAGACUGUGAGUCACGUGUGAGGAUCAUUCAAUUUGUCCGUGUUUUGGAUCACACAAACAUGGUGCUGCAGAGAAUCAAAGUAUUUCGUGAGCAUUGGUAUGGACCAUUUAGGAAUGGUGAACAACUAGGAGGUUGUGCCAUCCGUGAUUCUGCAUUUGCUUCUACUGAUCCCAUGGCUGCUUCACAAGUCGCUGGUAUUUGGCAUGGGUCCAAAUCUGUUGCCACAAUUGGCACUUCAAAUACUGGGAUCUUUCAUGAACUUUCGGGUGACAACAUUCAGAACUGUGUCAGAGAUGGAUGCGUUGAGAUAUUACUUCCUAAACAAUUGUGGUGUUCAUUUAAGCAAAACAAGGAUGGUGAAGCUCUUAGUGAAGUGGGUUGGCUUCUAGAUCAUGGACAGGCAAUCACAUCAACCUGCCUAUUUUCAAGCACUGCAAAGCCCAAGGCAAGCUACAAAUAUGAAAUAUCCAUAGCAUUAGAAACAAAAGGUUUGAAAGAUGUGUAGCAGUGGUGGCAAUCCAUUCAGUUUCAGAAUUCAGAUCCAUACCUUAUUUACAGUGAACAUUAGUCUUGGUUCAGCACUAGACAAGCUCAACCACAUAAAUGUUACCUUGAAUUUCACUUAACUCUCACAUAAUGUAUACAAGGUUCAUUCACCUUAUCCAUCUAUAUAAUAUGUUCCCCAUCACUUCUGAACUCUCUGUUUUAUACUUGAUUACAUUUGUGUCAUAAAUUUUCACUCUGUAAUCGAAAUUUUCAGGAGAUUAAUAAUAGUGUGAAGAUAUGCUGGACAAUGUUCAAGGUUC